Morus notabilis is the source of this 663-nucleotide messenger RNA. Its product is annotated as bZIP transcription factor 11. NCBI's taxonomy places the organism in Eukaryota, Viridiplantae, Streptophyta, Magnoliopsida, Rosales, Moraceae. The record is from RefSeq and is a predicted model, not a curated record. The coding region runs from base 1 to 663 and encodes 220 amino acids. Gene Ontology annotation, molecular function: DNA-binding transcription factor activity. Gene Ontology annotation, biological process: regulation of DNA-templated transcription. The transcript has a single exon.
AUGAUCCCCGGCGAGCUCACAGGAAUCUACUAUUUCCCACAUGAAAACCCUAUCCCACUUGUACUUCCUCCAAGCUUCAACAACAACAUCCAAUCUUUCCAAAACUUCAGCAGCAGCAGCAGCAGCAACAACAACAAUGCUAUCCCGACGAACUUCCAGUACAUAACGACGCCGUGCCCGAGCAGCAACGCGUCGAGCACGUCGGACGAGGCGGAGGAGGAGCAGCAGCAGCAGCUGAGGAUCAUCGACGAGCGGCGGCAGAGGCGGAUGAUAUCCAACCGGGAGUCUGCGAGGCGGUCGAGGAUGAGGAAGCAGAAGCACCUCGACGAGCUUUGGUCGCAGGUUGUCCGGCUGCGGUCGGAGAACCACUCCCUCAUCGACAAGCUCAACCACGUGUCCGAAUGCCACGACCGGGUCCUCGAGGAGAAUGCCCGCCUCAAGGAGGAGGCGUCCAACCUCCGGCAAAUGCUCACUGACCUAAAAAUCACCAGCCCCUACAGUAUCAGACCAAACGUUGAGCAAUUCAUGGAUGAUCAGAAUCAUGAUGAUCAUGAUCAUUUUGAUCAUCAUGAUCAGGUUAUCAUUCCCUGCAACGCGGCUCAUCUUAGAGCCGAGUCGUCAAGCGGCCAGUCCAUUGCUAAUUCGGUGGACUUGCUUCAUUGA